Galleria mellonella (greater wax moth) is the source of this 7621-nucleotide messenger RNA. RefSeq lists its product as uncharacterized. The record is from RefSeq and is a predicted model, not a curated record. NCBI's taxonomy places the organism in Eukaryota, Metazoa, Arthropoda, Insecta, Lepidoptera, Pyralidae. The transcript is spliced from 3 exons. The coding region runs from base 1 to 5409 and encodes 1802 amino acids. Gene Ontology annotation, molecular function: DNA-binding transcription factor activity, RNA polymerase II-specific; RNA polymerase II cis-regulatory region sequence-specific DNA binding. Gene Ontology annotation, biological process: regulation of DNA-templated transcription.
AUGUUUGUGAAUUGUGAUACAAGUGGAUUGCACUGCCUAAACGGAUGCGCGGAAACAAAUCUUUGUUAUUGUACUCGUACUGGACGUACGAUUUUAGAGAAAAUUAUGGAAGAUGGUAAUGUUCUCAAUACGAAAGACGAUAAAAUCGCCUCAGCGUUAUUGGCAAACUUAUAUAGUGAACGACAAACAAAAUUAACGUCUAAUGGACACGACCCUAUCGGGGAAACGUCGAAUCCCUCAGACGACCCGUACAAUCAGUGCCGCCCCAACGUUGACGUCGCCAAGGACGAGAAGUUCCGAAAACGUAUAAACCCUUUAAGAAUACAUCUUGGCAAAAGACCAUUUGUGGAUAAUUCACUUCAGUACUACAGUUCGGUUAAAAAGAAAAAACUGCCCGUGUUUAAAACUAGUGAUACAAAAUCAGCACCCAAUUCUAUUCCUAGAAUACCGAAGCUCAAUCCUAAGCGUGUAGACAAAAAUCAAUUUCAUCAUGUCACCUCACAAAUGGGGUGUAGUGCAGUGGAUAAUGAGCAAGACAAGCCCACACCUCGGCUCGUGCCCAAAAGCCAAUUGUUACAGUUCAAAAAGGGUAAGAUUGAAAAAGGACCUCAAUUAAAAGAAUAUGCACAAAGCUUGGGUUUACAGCCUAUGGUAAAGUUCAAAUGUAGGAAGUGUUGUUCUAUGUCCUUUAAAACAUUGGCAAUGUUGAAAGACCAUCAAUUAGUGUGUCGUGCUCAAGCAAAAGAACCAACGCUAAGUCCUGAAGUGACUCCGACUGCAGAGGUGAGCUCCGGUGGCCCAUCAAGAGUGACAAGAAAAGUAUACUUGUGUUCGGCUUGCGGUACUUACUAUGAGAACUGGAAUCUCUUUUUGCACAUGCGAGAAGUACACAAUAGGCAUAUUUGUUUGUUCUGCUUAGGCAUGUUUUCAAAAGCUGAAAAGUUGUCAUUGCAUUUGACUAAUAAACAUAAUGUCCAAGAGUUCAAUUAUGAGAAUAAAAAAGAAUUUAUGGAUGUGUAUAAAGGAACACUUUAUUUAAUGUGUUGUGCUUGUGAUGAGAUCUGCAGUGAACAAGAUGAUUUUUUCAAUCAUGACUGUAACAAUAUUAAGCCAAAACCUGUGCCUGUUCUUAUUAGUAAAAAUGCAGUGAAAACUAACAAUAUGAAGAAUAUAAAAAAUUGUAAUGAAGCAUCGACAAAUGGUCCCUUGAGUGUAGUAAACCCAUUAGCAAAACCUGUUAGUGACAAAAAAGUGUAUGCAAAUGAAACUAAACUUGAAACGGUAACAUCUCAAACACAGAGAGCCCCAGUAGGGUUAGUAGACUGUGAACCCGCCAGUAGUGACACAAGUGUGAGUUCUGAGACCUCUGCCACUGCUAGUAAGGAUACUAGUAACACAAUUGACUCAGGUAUGGAAUUGGACAGUUCUAGUAUUAAACCAGAAGGAAGUCCUAUACAUGAAAAUAACUUGAGUUCAGAUACAACCAAAGUAUCACAUCCAAAUGGUGAUGAUGGUUUAGACCAGUCAGAUGAGAGUAAUUCACCAAUCCCUGAUGAAUUUAAUCAGUGUUCUAAUGAUGAUUUUCCAUCAAAGCCAGAAGAAGCUGUUAUUUUGCCUGCCGAAAAGGAAAAAGAAUGUGGUAUUAAAUUAAAACUUAGUUUAAAUAAAGCUAACUCACCAAUUAUUAUUAAUUCAACAGUAGAUCCAACAAUUGGACAAUUUAAUGCACAUAAACCACCGACCCGAGUAAGAAGGCCACCAAAGCGUUAUGAAAAAGAAACUCCAGCAGACACAUUAACUCAAUCAAAACCACCAUCAAUAAAAAUGACAAUUUGUGAUAAAGCUGACAGUCCAUUUGUGAAAACAACUAUUAUAGAAAAUAAUAAAGAAACUACAAUGAAAACCCUGUUAAAUAAUAAUUUAGAAACAGUAUCAAAGCCUCCUGAAAAUAAACCAGAAAAUGUAAUAAAAUCUACAAUUUAUGAUAAUAAAAUAGAAGACAUUAAUACAUUGAACAGGGUACCAAAACUGACAGUUAGAGUUCCUAAAGAACUUUUGGAUAAAGACUCCUCAAGUGAUUAUUCAUCAGAUAGUGAUGUCAGUGAUAAAUUGACAGUUGAUGAAAAUAGUACUACAAUUGAGUCAGAAAAUAAUAAACAACAAAUACCACAAAUGGAAAUAGUGCCGCAGUUCCAGCCACUCGAGGAAAAACCUGAGCAAAAUGAGGAAGUUGGGGACAUAGUUACAGUACCAAAACAAGAGGUUGAUGAAACACAAAUGCCUACUGAUUUUGAACAAGUGGAACCUAAGACUGAACCAACAGACAAUGACACAAUUGUUGAACCAAAAAUAGAGGAACCGGAAAUUCCAGUUACUGAAUUGUCAUUAGAUAGGCCACUGGACAAAUAUCCUUUGAAAGAUCUAUUAAAGGUAUUCUUAGCAUCAACAGCCCCAAACUGUAUUUACUGCAAUCAUGUUCGUAAAAUUGCAGUGAAUUGUGAACAGCUCGCUUUACAUAUGGUAGCCCAGCAUCGGUUUUCGGCCACUGUUGAUAGUAUCACAGCAGAAGAAUUAUUGCCAGAGACAAUUACAGCCAAAUUGAAGACAGGAGCAGAGGAACUGAUAUCUGUAUUUAUAAAUUUGAACUCUUAUGAUAGUGCUGAAAUGUAUGACGAGGUGCAGUAUGACCAUCUGUUUGAGUGUUUUCAGUGUUAUUUUAAAACUGCUAUACAUAAAGAUCUCUAUUUACAUAAUCGUAAAAUGCAUCAAAAAACCAUCUUACUAUGUGUUAUGUGUAAGUCUAAUUUCUAUAGUUAUAGUGAGCUAUUGUGUCAUUUGUGUCCAGGAACAUAUGAUUCAGAAUAUGAAGUCAAAUAUAGAUGCUGUUUAUGCAGUGUAGAUACUAUACCAUCAUCAUUUAGAUUAAUGGUACAUCUUAGAAAGAUGCAUCACACUUGUGAUGUAUGUUUGGAAUUCUGUCAUAAUCAAUCCCGUUUAUCGAAUCAUGUUUGGAAGCAUAAAUUACAUCAUCUUUGUUAUCGUUGUGGCAUUGCCUACAGAAAUAAGCUUGAUAUUACUAAUCAUUUGUUUUGGAAACAUGGCACUGAAAGUGUAAUGUGUAAAAAGUGUCUCCAGAAAAAAUGGCCUCAUGUUUAUCAUUUCUGCUCACCACCUGCAGUAUUUACAUGUGAAGAAUGUAGUUUGCAGUUUACGAAAGCAGUUUAUUUGAAAGUGCAUAAAAGAUUUCAUUCAGAUGACUAUCCUCAUGCUUGCACUGAAGAUGGAUGUACUGAAAAAUUUGUUUCAAAAAAAUUAUUGGUUAAACACAUUGAUGAACAUAGAAAAAAAAUGAUAAUAGAAGAUUUAAAUGAAGAUCCAUCGCCUACAAAAGAUACGCCAUUAGAGGCAUCCAAGGAACCAAUUCCUAUUAUUGAUUUGAUUAAUGACAAUUCGAAAGUGGAAGCCGGUACUUUAAAACGUACUGCUGAGGCUGGAACGGAGCAACUAUCCAAAAAAGCAAAAAAGAAAAAAAUGAAAGAAAAGGAUGCUUUACUAUUAGAUGUGAAUUUGCCGGCUUUAGAUUUAUCAGAAAGUGAUAGUGACGAAUCUGAUACUGGAAUACCUCCUACUAAAAAAGAAGAUAUACCAGAUCAAAAACCAGAAGAAGAAAAAUCUGAAACUACUGUUAACCAUAAUGAUAUUACUAAACCAAAUGAAGAGUUGCUUGCUUUAACAGACGAGAACCUAUCACAAAUAGAAGAAGAAAAACCCAGUGAGCAGCAAGUUCUUGACAUAUGGGAUAAUUUCAAGAAAUAUCAGGCCAAAGUGGAAAAGCAAAAAGAAAAGACUCCACCUUUAGUUCCCAUUAGAAAACAUGUGUGUGAAUCUGAUCAUGACUAUUGUCUAAUACCUUCAGACUUAAAUGGUGAUGAUGAAUCAUUUGGUAUAGAUAAAAAGAAAAAUAAGAAGUCACCGAAAAAAAGGCAUGGUGAUUUAUCCUCUUCAAGUAGUAGUAGUAGUGACAGUGAUUCAAGCUGUUCAUGUGGUUCAAAUUGUAGUUGUUCUUCAAGCAGCGGUUUAUCAUCAAGUAGUUCAUCUGAUUCCGAUUCUUCUGAUGAAUCUGGUAAUGAAAAGAAGAAGAAAAAGCAGCUAAAAAAGACACUACCUAAUAGAAGAUUGAGUAAUGGGUCUAAUGUUGACGUCAUGGGUAUGUCUGAGACCCCAGUUUUAAUUCCAGAAAAGACAGAACCGCCCAUUCCUGAGACCGAUUUAGAAACUGACGAAAGUGAAACUGAUGAAGAGUUUUAUGAUAAACAUCCUCAAAAAAUAGCGAAUAAGUUACACACAGAAAAACGUAAUCAAUCUAUUCUUUUGGCUUCAGUAGCACCAUCUGAUGGUGGAUCCGUAUCAGGUGACGCUAGUCGUUCAACAACACCUGUAAAAGAGGAAACGGAGACAAAGGAACAAAUUGAAACAAAAGAUGCAAUAGAAACUAAAGAUGCUAUAGAAACAAAAGAUGCAAUAGAAACGAAAGAAAAACAAGUAUUUAGCAAGAAGAAAAGUAAAAAGAAAAAGAAGUCAAAGAGUUCUAAAAAGCAUGCUCCUAUAAAAAUUAACAUUCCUAAAGAAGUUAUAUCAAAAUCGGAUGUAGAGGCUGCACAACCUUUACUACCAAAUAAAAUAACAAUAUCUUUACAAUCUAAUACCGUUCAAUUACCAGAAGUGCCCGCGAAGCUUGCACCUACCAGUACUAGCAGCACACCUAUCGUAGCUACCCAAAACAAAAGAGCAUCGAAACGAAGACGAGUCCCGAACAAAUUUUAUGGUUAUUCAAGUGAUGAGGAAACACCUUCCAGUUUGACCGCAUUAAAACCAUAUCAGCCGCCUAAAUUAGAAUGGAGAAAAGAGGACCUGCCUUCUCCUGUGACGCACAAAGCAAAAAAAGAAUUACCGUCAACAGUAACCCCUCAGAGAAUGUACAAUUACACAGAGCCUAUAAGAUUAACUACACCCAUUCCAGACCCUGAGCCUCCAAAAAUCUUAAUGAACUCCGAAUCUUUAGAAUCCAGUGACUCCGAUUCAAGUGACGAAGGCAACCUGGAAAUAUGUCAACCAAAUAACUAUCAGGCACCAGCCCCUAUUCCGCCACCCACUUAUUUGAAUUCUGGCACUUCGAGUCUACCUUAUCCAUUCCAAAGGCCUGUUGUGCGCCAAGCACGGGAGGGCGAGAGCGUGUACUGCUACUGCCGAUGUCCCUACGACGAGGUAUCCGAGAUGAUCGCCUGCGACGCCGAAGGUUGUUCCAUUGAAUGGUUUCACUUUGAGUGUGUCGGUAUUAUGGUGCCUCCUAAAGGUAGAUGGUACUGUCCAGAAUGUAGAAAAAAUCAAAGUUUCUCAGGUUACAGAUAAGUCUAAAUGUAUAUAUAUUAUAUAACUUACUGUACUGAUAUAUGUAUAUAACUUAUUGAGGAUUGUAGAUAAUUAGCUUUACCUGUAUAUCUUUUUAGGUAGUUCGUGUAAGUUCUAGGUUAUUAGGUCUGAAGAAAUGUAUCAUUGUUAUAAAAGUACAUGUUAUGCUUGAUAACGGCUGUGCAGCCAACUCUGUAACCUGGCAAAUUGUUACUGACAUUAACAUACUACAGCAGAACGGAAAUAUAAAUCCGAUUUUUGAUACCAACAUCUGUUUUUAUUUCUAAAAUUAACGUAUCCAAAAAGAAUUCCAUUCCAGUCUCCACCCGAAGACGCGCACAUACAAUUCUGACAACAUUUUAGCAGGCGUCUUUUGAAUUUGCAAAUACAAUAAUACGUAAUAGGGGGGAAGGGAUUGUUAGUAAUGGAGAGGUUAGUUCCUAUUGCUAUCAAUAUAACCUAUCGGGCCGACUUCCACGCGGUUCCCCCUGGAAACUAUCGUGACUAAUUUGAAUUAGUUUUGACCAUUGAAUUAGUCACGAUGGGCUAACUGACUUGUCUUUUCAUCCUCACCAAUUAACCCUCACUAGUGCCUCGCCAGUGUAUUCCGAUAGCGCAGGCGGGGUUACCAUUUUAUUAUCAUCCAUUAAAAAAAAGUACCCAAUGAUCUUAUUACCAUCCAUCGCUCUUUCGGCAUCGGACUGACUGCACGACGCCGCAACGGACAGAGGGUCUGCAUGCAUAUAGGACAAAGGUACUUCCAUGUUGUGUCUGGUUAUUCAGACAUAUUAGACUUUUUAAGGCGAAAGUGAAAAGGUGGUUCGUGUCCCACUAAUUCAGGUAAGAUGGAGAUCAAUCGCAGGGCCUUUUAAUCGUUAAAAAAUCAAUGUGUGCGCUUCGUAACAGAUAACCCGUUAUCAACGCUCGUGUCUUCGAACGCUUUGGUAUCACUGUGAUGGCAACUAAAAGUAGCUGACGCUUAUAUAUUUGUAGAAGGCAGUCUUAUGGUGAGUAAUGAACUCUAGUACCGGUUCCAAUUACUUAAGCACUUACUAACAGGUAUUAGUUGGGGGGAAAGGAGUUGUUAACAAUGGAGUUUGACAGCCCCAUUGCUAGCAAUAUACCCUAUCAGGUCGACCUCCACGUGGUUCCCCCUGGAAACCAUCGUGAACAAUUCUUGUUGAAUUCGUCACGAUGGGCUAACUGGCCUGCUUCAUCCUCACCUAUCAUCUUUCAGUGGUGCUCCGCCGGUGUAUACCGAUAGCGCGGGUGGGGUUACCAUUCCAUUAUCACCCACAAAAAAACAGGUAUUCGUUAUCUACAAUAUUUACAUCUAUACUAGUCAACACUAUAUAUUUUUUUUUAUUUUUAUAUAUGAGUGGCAGUUUUUUAUACAACGAUGGUGGCAAACAAGCGCCCGUCGCCCUAUUGUCAGCAAUAUACCCUAUUAGAUCAACCUCCACGUGGUUGCCACUGGAAAACAAUUGUGGACAAUUCUUGUUGAAUUCGUCACGAUGGGCUAACUGACCUGCUUUAUCCUCACCUAUCAUCACUCAUUGGUGCCCCGCCAGUGUAUACCGAUAGCGCAGGCGGGGUUAUCAUUCCAUUUACAUCCAUUAAAAAAAAACCACCUUUUGUUUAUUAAAAUACCACAUCCAUACGAAAAACGUUCUUCGGCUAUUGUGUAAAAUCUUAUUUUUUUUUUUACAAUUCGCAUGACUGAGUGGUUAGUUUCAAAAAUCUUCAUAUCCCGACUCUUAGGUUAGUCACCGAAAUAAGUGGCAAACGAAUCUACCGUUACUUGUUUAGAGGGGCAGAUAAGAACGGGUUUAAUCCAACUAGAAGGAGAACGAAUUGUUAGUGAUUAACUAGCAGUUUUUUUUAUGGGUGAAAAUAGCAUGGCCACCCCGCCUGCGCUAUCGGUAUAGACUGGCGGGGUACCAGUAAGAGGUGAUAGGUGAGAAUGAAAAGGCAGGUCAGUUAGCCUAUCAUGACGAGUUCAACGAUAAAUUAGUCACGAUAGUUUCCAGGGGGAAUUGCGUGGAGGUCGCGUAAAAUGUUUUUUUCGAUGUACCUAUAAAAGUACUUACAUAGCAUAGAUAUUGGAUUAUUAGUUCAUCUGAGCUAAAUACUUAUCUUAGAUAUUACCGUAUGUAAAUGUCUAAUUGAUUAAAUAUAAAAUUAUGGGCGAUAAUAAACAACUCCAAAUAUU